GUGAUUAAAGAUGUCUAUAAGUAAACCGACCCUCAAAACUAUCUCUCGAUCUGGUAUUGCAUGGCGUGAUCAAACACCGUCGAGCAACAGAAGAAGGGUGAUAGAAGAGCUUGUUGAAGGGCAACAAUGUGCUGCUAAGCUUCAAACAAUUGUUAAUCAAAAGCACUGUCAACAAGGCUCAUCGGCUGAGGAACUUGUGCACAGGAUCUUGAGAUCGUUAGAUCAAAUAAUUUCGAUGCUGAUCGUGGAUGUUGCCGGUUCUCAGAACAGGGAUGAUUGCCAGUCUCAAGAUUCUAGUGAGAGCAGCAAGGUUCCUGCUGCAGUUUCUAAGGAAGGAAGAGGCUGUUAUAAGAGAAAGAGGGGUGCUGAUACAUGGAGAAUUGUUUCUGAUAAAAUGGAAGAUGGUCAUGCAUGGAGGAAAUAUGGACAAAAAAGUAUCCUUAAUUGUAAACAUCCAAGGAGUUACUUCAGAUGCACGCACAAGUCCGACCAAGGUUGCCGGGCUGUGAAACAAGUCCAACAAAUGGAGGAUGGUUCUCUAAUGUAUCACAUCACUUAUAUUGACACCCACACUUGCAUAGAUUCAUCCCCUCAUGGUACGAUCCCUUCAAACAACUCCGAAAUCCCAUUCGAGAAACAUCAUUCGAGCACAUUCAAUGACUCGAAUCCGACAUUAAAGCGUGAAUCCGAGAAAGAGAUGACACCGAGUUAUGCUACACAGUUGGAUUCUAUGACAAUGUGGGAGGAUGUAACAGUAGGUGGUUUUGGAUCCGGGUGUGGAGAUGUUGUUUCCAACAUGUAUUCUUGCAAUGAAAUCAGUUGUCUGAAUUUGGAACUUAGAGGGCUUGACGAUGGUUUUGAAUUUGAUGAUUGUGAGUUUGUGUAA
Messenger RNA from Hibiscus syriacus, 886 nucleotides. Its product is annotated as WRKY DNA-binding transcription factor 70-like. Bases 11 to 886 code for a protein of 291 amino acids. Lineage: Eukaryota; Viridiplantae; Streptophyta; Magnoliopsida; Malvales; Malvaceae. Gene Ontology annotation, biological process: regulation of DNA-templated transcription. The transcript is spliced from 3 exons. The record is from RefSeq and is a predicted model, not a curated record. Gene Ontology annotation, molecular function: DNA-binding transcription factor activity; sequence-specific DNA binding.